UUCCUGCGCCCGCGGGUUCCGCUUCCGCCCAGUGCUGACCGCCCAGCAUGGACGACCCGGCCUGCGACUCGACCUGGGACGACUCCGGGGAGGAGGACGGCGAGGCCACGAGCGCCGGCGAUGACGCGGACGACGACGGGGCCGCCCCGGGGGACGCGGACCCGGACGGCGAGGCGGAGCAGGAGGCGCGGCCCGCGGGGCUCCAGCCCCGGACGCCCCGGAACUGGCGCGCGAUGCGGGACACGGCCCGGUACCGGCGCCACUACCCGGGCCUGCGGGAGCGGGACGGCAACGGCGACAUGCCCAAUCUGAGCUUCUACCGGAACGAGAUCCGCUUCCAGCCCCACGGCCACUUCAUCGAGGACAUUCUGCAGAGCUGGAAGGACGACUACGAGCGCCUUGAGGACGACCACUCCUACAUCCAGUGCAGGCUGUUUCCCCUGCGGGAACCCGGGGUGAACUGGCACGCCAAGCCCCUCACGCUGCAGGAGAUCCAGGCCUUCCGGAGCUGCCCCGAGGUCCAGGGGCGGCUGGUGCGGGCCUACGAGCUCAUGCUGGGCUUCUACGGGAUCCGGCUGGAGGACUCCCGCACCGGCCGGCUGCGCCGCGCGCACAACUACCUGUCCCGCUUCCAGAACCUCAACAGCCACAGCCACAACAACCUGCGGCUCACGCGCAUCCUCAAGUCGCUGGGCGAGCUGGGCCUGGAGCACCUGCAGGCGCCGCUGGCGCGCUUCUUCCUGGAGGAGACGCUGGUGCGGGGCCAGCUGCCCUCCGUGCGCCAGAGCGCGCUCGACUACUUCGUGUUCUCCGUGCGCUGCCGCCAGCAGCGCCGCCGCCUGCUGCGCUUCGCCUGGGAGCACUUCCGGCCGCGCGCGCUCUUCGUGUGGGCGCCCCACGCGCGCCUGCAGAGGCUCCCGCCGCCGGAGGAACCCACCGAUCCCGAGGAGGAGCCCGCGCGGGAGGACGGGCAGGCGGUGCCGGGGAGCCCCCCGCCCGCCCAUGCACCCGCCGAAGCGCCGCCUGAUGUGCCCCCGGAUGCGCCCGCCGAUCCAUCCGCCGAUGCGCAGGCCGAUGAACCCUCCAACUUGACCACCGAUGCACCCUCCGACGUGCCCGCCGAUGCAACGGCUGUUGCGCCCUCCGACGUGCCCGCCAAUGCACCGGCCGAUGUGCCCUCCGACGUGCCCGCCGAUGUGCCCCCCAACGUGCCCGGCAAUGCACCCCCUGAUGCACCCGCCGAUGCAACCCCCAAUGCACCCCCCGACGACGCACCCUCCAGUGUGCCCCCCAACAUGCUCUCUGACAUGCCCCCCUGCGUGGCCCCCCACACGGGCCCUGACUUGCUCACCCCAGAGCUGGACCCGGACCCGGACCCAGCCCUGGUCCGGGAGGCGGGCGACAUAAGCCCCAAGGAGAGCAAGAAGAGGAAGCUGGAGGGGAGCCGCGCGCAUGCCCCCGCCAAGCCAGAGGCAGAGGUGGGGGUGGAGAGUGUCACACUGCACCUGGAGGGCUUCGUGCUCAGCCAGGCCAGCCCCGGCGACCAGGACGCCGGGGAGGUGGUGCCGCCCGGCCCAGAGCCCUCCACGGCCCCAGGCUCAGACGAGGUGAGGAAGAGAAGGAAGGUGGGCCCCGCCACGGAGCCCCCCGUGGGGAGCCCCGAGAGUAGAGAGAACGCAGACAAGGUGCAGGAGAAGGCUGAGGGCCAGGCAGGGCCCAGGCCGGGCGGCCCCGCCAGCCCCCCGGAGCCUUAGUGGAGUGGCGGGAGGCUGGCACCGCCGGUUCUGUACCCGGUCUCCGGGCGCGAGGGCCCAUCGGUGCUGCAGCCGUUCCCAGUAAACAGGCCCGCUCUGCUGCCUCGGUGUGUGGGCGCAUUGGUGCGGGGCAUCCUGCGGCCCUGACUCCAGAGAGCGUGACCCCGCCACGGCCACGGCCGCCUUGGAGCUGUCUGGGGCUCGGCUGGCAGCACCACCUUCCUGGUCUGUUGUUUCUGCACGCCCGGCUGUGUCCAGGGACGCCGAUCACCCGCUGUUCUGUCUCAGCCCUGUUGGUGCCAUUUUCCAAAGCAGGUGCUAAUGUCAUGUUUGCAUCACAACUGGGGGGUUCUCCCGAUACUCCAAGUUUUCAGUACUACUAAGUCUGUCGUGGCGAUCUUCUGGCCUGUGAUCUUUAACGUGACGGCUCGCUGUCUGGGGUCCACACACCGUGCCCACCAGCACUGCACCAGCCCCGCCCCCCACACUUCCUCCCCCCUCCCUCUUGAUUCUGAGACAAGCAAUACUGAAAUGUGCCCGUGAAGAGUCUUCCCACGGCCGCUCAAGUGCUCAGGCCUAAAGAAGAGAAUAUCAACUUUUAGGUGGAAUUCAUGUUGGAAAUUUCAAGCUGGGAAAUUUUCUUAAAAGAGCCAGUGAGCAAUAAAUUGCAAAUUUUGAUUGAA
Sorex araneus (European shrew) is the source of this 2437-nucleotide messenger RNA. It is a transcript of the gene OGFR, whose product is annotated as opioid growth factor receptor. Gene Ontology annotation, cellular component: membrane. The transcript has 7 exons. Gene Ontology annotation, molecular function: opioid growth factor receptor activity. Lineage: Eukaryota; Metazoa; Chordata; Mammalia; Eulipotyphla; Soricidae. Bases 48 to 1754 code for a protein of 568 amino acids. The record is from RefSeq and is a predicted model, not a curated record.